AUGAUUGAUGAUAAUGAUCUGGGUUUCUUUGCCAAUUUUCUCGGUGUUUUCAUCUUUGUGCUGGUGAUAGCAUACCACUAUGUCGUGGCUGACCCUAAGUAUGAAGGAAACUAGGAAAGUUUUGAAGUUGAAGAUGUAAUUUUAUAUUUUUGUAGAAUGAGAUGCUUUGCAAAUGGAAUUCAAUGUGAUAGAAUUAUGAACUUCAGUUUGAGAACAUUAAUGCUAGUUUGCUACUAAAACUUUUAUAAAUAUCGAUCAAGUACAACUAUUUUUGUUUUA
Molecule: messenger RNA, 279 nt
Organism: Vicia villosa (hairy vetch)
Lineage: Eukaryota; Viridiplantae; Streptophyta; Magnoliopsida; Fabales; Fabaceae
Product: dolichyl-diphosphooligosaccharide--protein glycosyltransferase subunit 4A
Exons: 1
Coding region: 1-114 (37 amino acids)
Source: RefSeq, a predicted model, not a curated record